AUGGCAAGCAUCAAGUUCCUGAUAGUGCUCGUAACCCUCGGCUACCUCAGCACCUUGGCCGAUGUUUCGGUGAACGCACAGAAAUCACCGAACCCCAUAUCUGGUCUCAAGAAGAGGUCUGAUGAUUCGGCUACAGACGCGGGUGAGGCGGCAGCAACUCCGGAAGCAGAUGCGGGUAGUGAAAAGGAGCCAGCCGAGGAUGGAGAGGAAGCCUCGACUGCUUCACCGGAUGACGCCGCGGACGACGAAACUACGACCGUCUCUCCGGAUGACGGCGCAGACGACUCAACGACGACAGACUCCGAUGCCGAAGACGGCUCAUCUACGACCUCGCCAGAUGAGGAGACUUCUGACGGCAGCGAGGCUCCAGAGCGAAGCGACGAGGUGACCACGACCACGGAAGGCGGAGACGCUUCCUCGACCACUCCGGCUGAGGGAGGAGACGACGCGAGCACCACGCCAGAGUCGACGACGGAAGGUUCGACGGCAGAGUCGACACCUGAGUCGGCGCCAGAAACCACGCCAGCGCCGCCUCCGGUCGCGGCAGCUGUUGCGGGGGUAGCUGCAGUCCCUUCUCCUGCACCAGCUGAUUCGCCAGCACCGCCACCGGUUGCGCCUGUGCCCAUUGCAACGAAAAACAUCACGAUCACUAAGCGGAGCUCAAACGCGAGUUCUCCCAUAGCGGGUAAGGGGCCUAGCAUGAAGUCGGCGUCAGAUGCAGCAAUGUCGAAGAGGUCAGAGAAAAUGAGGGUAAAGAUCGGAGAUAAAGCAUCUGAGAAAGAUCUCGGGAGCAAGCUCAGUGAUUCAGGUGGGAGUAUUUCAUUCUGA
Molecule: messenger RNA, 828 nt
Organism: Galendromus occidentalis (western predatory mite)
Lineage: Eukaryota; Metazoa; Arthropoda; Arachnida; Mesostigmata; Phytoseiidae
Product: flocculation protein FLO11
Exons: 6
Coding region: 1-828 (275 amino acids)
Source: RefSeq, a predicted model, not a curated record